Molecule: messenger RNA, 2010 nt
Organism: Dermatophagoides farinae (American house dust mite)
Lineage: Eukaryota; Metazoa; Arthropoda; Arachnida; Sarcoptiformes; Pyroglyphidae
Source: RefSeq, a predicted model, not a curated record
AUGGCCAAUCAUAAUCAACAUCAAUAUCAUCAACAACAGCAUCAGAUCAUAUCAACUGGUCAUAAUAAUAAUAAUAAUAUGUAUGUUGAUAAUGGUCAAACAUCAAUCGAACAAUCAAUAAGUCCAACGGAUAAUGGACAACAAACAUCAAUUGAUUAUAAUAAUAACAACAACAGUAGUAGCAACAGUAGAAAUGGUCAUUCAUCAUUUUAUGAUGAUCCACCAUCAACAUCACCAUCGACAACAACCAUUUAUCUAUCGAAUAAUUGUAUACUGCAUAGUUAUAUACAAACAGAUAUUAUGACUGCAAUUAAUGAACAUUUUCAACGUUCAUUUACAUUAUUAUUCAAUAUGAAACAAACGCAAUCAUCAUCAUUCAAUAAUCAAAACGAUGAUGAUGAUGGUGAUGGUGAUGUGAAUAAUAAUGCUGGUACGGCAACAAAAUCAUCACUAAAUCCAAAUGGUUCAAAUCUAUAUGGUCAAAAUGAAAAUAAAAAUAUCGAUGUAACAACAACAACAACAACAUCGACAGCAGCAGCAGAUGGAAUCUAUAAUGCGACCAAUACAAACGAUAAUGGUGGAAAUUUAAAUAACAACGGAAAUGAUGAUGAUGCAUCUUCUUCGUCUUCGUCAUCAUCAUCAUCAUCAUCAGCUGUAGUUAGUAGUUCAACAACAAUGACAAAAACUGUUAAUAAUAAUCAAACAAAACGUUGUUGUAGUAGAAAUAGUAACAAUAGCAAUACUACAAAUGAUUCUGGUCUAUUAAUUGGUCAGAAUAAUCAGAAUAAUAAUAAUCAUAAUCAUAAUCAUAAUAGUCCAGAUUCAAAUCCAAAUCAAUCCAUGGAUUCAAGAUGUGAUUCAAGUAAUGUUGUUGGUUAUAAUCAAAAUAAAUCACAACAUCAACAUCAACGUCAUCAUAGACGUUAUGAAUUAUGUAAACGUCGUUAUUUACGACGUUUACAAUUAUUGCAUACACCUAUGAUUAAACGUAAAUUACCGGCAUCAUUUUGGAAAUUUAAUACAAGAUUCUCUUGUUAUUAUUAUGCUGCUGCUGCUGCUGGUAUUUAUCCAUCAUCCACCAACACCACCACCACCACCACCGCUAGUACCACUACACCCGCUACUACGUCUGGUCAAUCAACGGCCGUUAUUCAUCAUAAUCCAUCGAUCGGUACGAAUUAUAUUGCUUAUCAUUCUGCAUCACCAACAAUUUCCAAUAAUCAUCCCCAAUCAUCAUUGUCAUCAUCAUCCACUACUAAUUUGGUUAAUCCAAUGAUUACCAAUGAUCAUCAUCAUCAUUAUACUGGGGCAUCACAAUCAUAUGCUACUAGUCUUUAUCCUCAAACAGUAUCAACACCAUCACCAGCACCACCAGCACCACCACCACCACCACCGCCAUCAUCAUUAUUAUCAACGGCACCAAUUCCUGUUACGAAUUCUGUAGCCACUAUUGGUACAACUAGUUCAUAUUAUGGUACCGAACAAUAUCAACAUGGUCAUAAUCAUGAAAUAAUGGACAUGACUUCUACUUCUAAUUCAGCUACUUCAUCAUAUCCACUUAUAAAUGAAAAUCCUUUAUUAUCUGAAUCUUGUUCAAUGAUGGAUUCCGCUUCCACGAUUCCACAAUCAUCAUCAUCAUCAUUGGUUACGAAUUAUCCAUCAUAUCAUAAUCAAUCCAACUCAAUUGGUCAUAAUUCUGGUCAACAUCAUCAUCUUCAUCAGCAGCAGCAACAGCAGCAGCAGCUCGAUCAAACAGAAUUAUCCAAUAAUUUUCAACAACAAACACAACAUUCAGCAUUUACAGCAUCAACACCAUUUAUUGCAAUGGCCGCUGCUGUACGAAGUUAUCAUGAUGUAUUCAAUAACAACAACAAUAAUAAUCAUUCAUCAAUUGACCAUUGUCCAUUGCCAUUAUCAUCAUCAUCAACUACUAUAACAACCACCACCAACGAUACAUCUACUACAUCAGUUUCUACAACAUCGGCAACAACAGCAACGGCCAAUGGUUGA